Molecule: messenger RNA, 459 nt
Organism: Agrilus planipennis (emerald ash borer)
Lineage: Eukaryota; Metazoa; Arthropoda; Insecta; Coleoptera; Buprestidae
Product: protein white-like
Exons: 2
Source: RefSeq, a predicted model, not a curated record
CAUCUAUAAUGUGUAAAUGCGAAAAGCGGCUUCGAAGUUGUUGUUCUUUGUGCUCGUUUUUGUUUUGCUAUAUGGUCCUGGUCAAGGAUAAAUCGAGCAUACUCGCAGUUGAUUUGUAGGUUGGAGGCCCCAUGUCCUUAUAACUUCAAUCCGGCAGAUUAUUACGUUCAGCUGUUGGCAAUAGAACCGGGCCGAGAGGAGUCCUGUAAACAAGCCAUUACCAUGAUUUGCGACAGAUUCGACCAGUCCGAAAACGGCGUCAAAAUCGCUCUCGAAGCAGCCACUGUGAUUAAAUCAUCGGCUUUUGAUAUUUCGUCUUAUUUUGUCAAUGGAGAAAUGAAAAGGUCUGUUAUUUAUAAAGUUAACUGGUGGAAGCAAUUCACUGCAGUUUUAUGGAGAUCAUGGUUGGGUGUUACUAAGGAACCUCUCAUUAUAAAAGUCAGAAUGCUGCAAAAUUUG